CACAAGCGACAUGUCCACACCGCGCCGUGCACGCAGAUAAAAAACGUAGCAGAAAUGGCGCAGGACGCGUCUCUCUCGCAGCACAGCGAGACAUCGUUUGAUUUUAAAGCCACCGCUGGCUAUCCCGUGGGCAAUCCCGCCCUUGAUCUCUGCACAGCGUGGGACGCCGCUGGAAGGAAUCUCUACAUCUAUCGACCCGGCGGGCAGGUCGUUUCCAAAAUCCACCAGUACUCUGCGCCGGGAUCAAAAGCCCCAGAUGCAUUGACAGUAACAUGGAAGCCAGACGGUCAGUUUCUCGCUGUGGGAUGGAGCGACGGCGUUGUGCGGCUGAUGGGCCUGGAGAACAAUAAAACAGUACACAAUAUCCCGAUUACAGAUGGAGAAGGUAAAAUAUCACAUAUUGGUUGGGCAACGGCCGUCAUUGUAGACAAGGCAGCCGCGUCGAUAUCCAAAAAGUUAGAGCGCCUUAUGGCAGAUGAGGAGGACGCCGAACAUGUCCUCGAUUUACCAGAGGAGAUCAAGUUUCUUGAAAUCGACACAGCUCUCCCUAAGAUCAGCCCGCUUCCUACAGGGAGUGCUGGCGCAGGUGACGACGCGACGGUGUUUACACUCCGCAGUGGCAUCGACUUUCUCUUCCAGCCUCCGAAGCGCUCUGACCACGGCAGAGUAAAUGCCAUGAUUACGGGAACUACAGAUGGAAAGCUACAUCUGAGCGUCUAUGACAGCUUUGUGAUAGGAUCACUCCACUGUCCAACGCUAGAAACAGCCCGCGCACCGCGAAUGAUAUCGCACGCUUGGAAUCCACGCUUUUCAACCCAGGCAUUGCUACUUACAGACGACGAAGGAGAACCUAGCAAUGUACACCUUGUGCCGAUAGAUUUGCCGUUUAUCUCCGCGUCGCCAAUCAACCUAUCGCUGCUAGCUUCCAAGAUGACCACUCUCCAAACACUCCUCCGAUACUUUAAACAAGUCCAGCUGCACAUGCAAGUCGAAUGGAACAAUGCGCGCGAGCUGCCGAAGCGAUUCCUCCGCAGCGUCCAGGAAGAUUUGCAGCAGCUAGAGAGCGGACCAAAGGACAUUAUAUCUGCUUUAUACCACACUGUUGCGACAGGCCAUGCAUACCCUCCUGUCAAGGAGUGGCUUGUAGAUACACUCGCCGAACGAGGCCAUAAACGCUGGGACAAGGCAGUCGUAUCAGGCCUCGAAAACUUGCGCUGUCUUGUACACGAAAACUUCCUCCCAUCACUAGACCGCGCUGCCAUAAUUCUCUCACGUCUGCGUGGUCUAGCGCGCUACCACGCCCUCCGUGACGAUCUAGGAUUCAACGUAGCCCAACUAAACCGCAUCCUCGACAUUAUUAGCUGUCUGUCGCUUGUGGGUAACAAGAUCCUAUUGCAGGUCAUGGACGAGCUGGACCACUUCCAUGCAUUUUCCGCCUGGCUACGCUUUCAGAUCGACAAACUGGGCGCUUCGUCCUCAGCGGCCGACGAGCUCACAGAAAAGGAAGCCACACUUCAAACAGGCAAGAUUCUUACAUACAUUGAGCGAUAUCUGGUAGGUAGUCCGUUGGACGGCUACUUCGGCGAGAUUGCAAAGGAGGACUACUCGGCCGACUGGGACCAUAUAGAGGAUGGGCCAAGCCUGCUUGCUGUGCUGGAUAAGCAGUUACAGAAGCGAGACGAGGGUGUUGCGCACAUGAAGGCGUUGCCGCAUGUGGACUUCUUGGUCAACUAUGCGACCACUUGGGCGAAUCGCAUGUUCAAGGACGUGGCUGAAGCAAAACUUCGGAGCGUCAGGUUUGGGAAACCAGUGAAACUGGGCAUGGGGGCUGUCAUUCACUGCUUGGAUGUCAAAAUGUUGGAUGAUGCGGAUGGUGUAAAUGUAUUCGCAGCCAUGGCAUCAAAAGAGAUAACUGGAAAGAUUUCCUUGUUUAAAAUGCCAAUGACGAUUGUCAAUGGAAUAUCGACAAAUAAGGAGCCGUCAAUGUUGACUGUUGCGCUACCUGAUCGUCGGAUCCUUGACAUCAAGUUCCUAAGGACAGACCUCGUUAUUCUUACAACGAAACCAAGUAUGUAUCUUUUCAGCAUAUUGUUGACGUUGACUAACCAUUCAGGCUCCAAUGAAGCGCAGCUGCUCUCUAUCCCGGCCUCAACGCUGACUUAUGCACCAAACGACGAUGCCUUGGAGGUCGAUAUUGCAAACCUAUCGCCUACGACAUACACCAUGCCGGCAGAUAUGAACAUCCGACCAGUCAAAUUGGAAACCCACGAAAAGGUGGAUUUAAGAGGCGAGAUACCUGCCAGAAUUAGCUUGCUGUCUGCAAACAGGACCACAGUCACCACGCUAGCCAUAGAUUAAGGUAUCAAUUCGCAUCAAUCAGUCAUAUGCAUGUCCUAGAGUUGCUAGCUAUGUACUUUUGCCAUUGUCUCAUUUCGCCUCUGCCGCCUCGACUUUUGGCUUGGUAAUGUUGAAAAACUCAGUGAGGCCGUCAACCACGGCUUCGACAUUCAUAUUCACCAGUGGCAUUCGGUCGUACGAGUCGUCUGUCAUAAUGGCCACGAGAGCCAGGUAGCGGUCGACCUCUCUCAGCAUAAUGGGCUUGUUGCUAUCGUAGAGCACGAGACAGCUCUCGGCUGUCUGGCAGCCCACCUGAUCUUCGAGCUUUGCGCCCCAUGGCUCAGCCUCGACACGCUUUACGCUUUCAUCGCUGCGCUGCCAUGUGCCGUAGACUUCGGUAAUAUCGAUGAUGACGUCAAUAUAGUCGCUGCAGAUUUCGUAGCUGGCCAUGUCGGCCGUUGCCGAGUCCGUGGCAAUGUAGAUCUUGGAGAGGACAUCAAAUAGAUACGCCUUUUCAAAGCGGCACGUGCGGCAGAGGUUGGUGAGCAUAGAUUCGAGCGUGCCGAGGCGUGGGAUGAGCUUCUGGAUGACUUUGGAAAACGCCUCGAAGAUGGAGUGGUUGUAGAUGGAGGUGAGGUGGAAUGUGACGGGUGCGUUUUCGAAGCCGUGGUCAGACAGCUCGUCUUGGAUACGGAUCGUGAUGUCGCGCUGGAUGUCUAGCUUGUAGUCGUCCGACAAGCCAUCGACUUUGUGGAUAAAGACUUCUAUGUUAAUGUUGGGAUAGUUGCCCUGUAGGUGAAGAAUGGUUGCGUUGAGCCGCGCUACGGCUUCCAGAUAGUCGUCUUGGGCAUCAAUGACCCAAAUAAGCGCACCGAUUUCGCCAAAGAUGGCAUCCAUGUCGAAGUCGGGGUUCUCAAAGACGUCGAUUUGACCGGGAAAAUCCCAUACUUGGAAGUCCAUAAAUGAGCUGGCUUGUUAGCCUGUUCGUUACUACUAAGAGUAAAAGUGCGUGCUUACGCCAUAGAAUCUUUUUGAAUGCGGGCUGUGGAUUCGAGAAACAGUGUCUCGUUUGGGGGCAACUUAUGGAAUACGACGCUUGAAAUGGACGACUUGCCGCUCCUGGGGUAGAGUUAGCAGAGAUCCAAGGUCAACAUAUGAUUUCUAGGAGCCUACCGUCUUUGGCCCAUCAGAAGCAGACGAGGCUUACCCUUAAUGGGCAACCCCGUGGCCACUUCGCCGUCUUUUGCUGGGGGACUUCGUAGAGCCUGUUCAUGGAGGCGCCAGAGCGUUAGCUGUGCUGCACUUUGCAUGUUUGGGUAGUAGUGUUUGCCGGGUCUCGGCGCUGGGAAUAGCAACGGCCGUAGGCAUGGCACCAACCGGGCAAUGAGCUUCUGGAGACCAAGCAUAGGCUGUGUAUCGCUGCAUAUACAGGAGGCGCAAUGCAGAUGCAAAGGCACGAUCCUCUGAUCCGCGACGAGAUGAUGCGACAGACAGACUACCUCUGCCCGCAGGUGACCAUCCCGUAUAGAGAGACGUGGCACAGCAAUUCUCAGAAUAGCAGCAAUACGCCGGUCCAACUAAAAGCUGUCUUCCGGGUGCACAAGCCUAUAUAGCCUCACUUCCGAAAGCCUCUUGGUUGAGGGCAGGUCCGCACGCUGUGCUUCAUAGCUGCCUGUCGCUUGCUUCUCCCUUGAGAAAAGCAGGAGCUGGAAGGGGUAGAAGAAUAAAUAUCACGCGACCUUACCUCCAUGUUCUGAAUGGCCUAUCCGGACAAGCGGAAGGGCUGAGGAUCUUUUGGCGAGAUGAACAGGGUGGUUACACCAAGGCGGAGGAGGAGGUGAGGUCUCGUUGGCUGUCUUAAGCUGAGGGAAACCGGUGGCGUGGGUUCUGUGGUUAUGGCGCAGUAGCAGGGGGUCGGAAUUUAUCGAGAAUUAAUUUGAAUCGAUUGAGGAAGGGCGAGAGGGUAGUUUGAUUGAGGUUGGCGAUGUCGAUGAGAGAGGUGAGCAAGGUGAGCUGCGGG
This is a messenger RNA of [Torrubiella] hemipterigena, 4357 nucleotides long. Lineage: Eukaryota; Fungi; Ascomycota; Sordariomycetes; Hypocreales; Clavicipitaceae. The record is from the annotation of a GenBank genome assembly.